This is a messenger RNA of Urocitellus parryii (Arctic ground squirrel), 3439 nucleotides long. It is a transcript of the gene Midn, whose product is annotated as midnolin. Lineage: Eukaryota; Metazoa; Chordata; Mammalia; Rodentia; Sciuridae. Gene Ontology annotation, cellular component: nucleus. Gene Ontology annotation, molecular function: protein binding. The record is from RefSeq and is a predicted model, not a curated record.
UCUAUCGCAGACCCCAACCCGGAGCGCGCCCCGAGAAGCCGACGCGAUCGACCCCGGAACGCCUCUCGGAUUCUUUAUUGCUGAUCAGCCUUCCACCACUGGGAUCUUCAGGGUCACGCGUGCCGCCCCCUCCUCCAGCCCCCAAGCGCCGGGAGAAAGGAACGCGAAUUCGGGGAGUUCCCGCCCCGGCCCUGUGGACGCGGCGAGGAUUGGCGGCACCCCGCGGACCCCAGCCCCCCCAGCGCGCGCCGGGGAUGGAGCCGCAGCCCGGCGGCGCCCGGAGCUGCCGGCGCGGUGCCCCCGGCGGCGCCUGCGAGCUGGGCCCUGCGGCCGAGGCGGCGCCCAUGAGCCUGGCCAUCCACAGCACGACCGGGACCCGUUACGACUUGUCGGUGCCGCCGGACGAGACAGUGGAAGGGCUGCGCAAACGGCUGUCCCAGCGACUCAAAGUGCCCAAGGAGCGCUUGGCGCUGCUCCACAAAGACACCCGGCUCAGUUCGGGGAAGCUGCAGGAGUUUGGCGUGGGGGAUGGCAGCAAGCUGACUUUGGUGCCCACCGUGGAAGCAGGCCUCAUGUCCCAGGCCUCGAGGCCGGAGCAGUCUGUCAUGCAAGCCCUAGAGAGCCUCACCGAGACCCAGCCCUCAGCGGUGCCUGGGCCGGGCCGGGCUGGCGGAGGCGGCUUCCGGAAAUACAGAUUCAUUUUAUUUAAGCGUCCGUGGCACCGACAGGGACCCCAGAGCCCAGAGAGGGGCGGCGAGAGGCCCCAGGUCAGUGACUUCUUGUCUGGUCGCUCACCACUGACCCUGGCUCUCCGCGUGGGGGACCACAUGAUGUUCGUCCAGCUGCAGUUGGCUGCCCAGCACGCCCCCCUGCAACAUAGGCAUGUGCUCGCCGCUGCUGCCGCCGCCGCCGCCCGUGGAGACCCCAGCUUAGCCACCCCGGUGUCCUCUUCCUGCCGGCCAGUGUCCAGUGCUGCCCGUGUCCCCCCAGUGCCCACCAGCCCUCCUACAUCCCCCUCACCUGUCACAGCUGGCUCCUUCCGAUCCCACGCAGCCUCCACCUGCCCUGAGCAGAUGGAUUGCUCCCCUGCUGCCAGCAGCAGUGUCAGCCCUGGGGCCAGCACUGCGUCCACCCCAGGGGGCAGCCCUACUCCCCGAUCCCGUAAACCCGGCGCCGUCAUUGAGAGCUUCGUGAACCAUGCCCCAGGGGUCUUCUCAGGGACCUUCUCUGGCACGCUGCAUCCCAACUGCCAGGACAGCAGUGGGCGGCCACGGCGGGACAUCGGCACCAUCCUGCAGAUCCUCAAUGACCUCCUGAGCGCCACAAGGCACUACCAGGGCAUGCCCCCCUCGCUGACCCAGCUCCGCUGCCACGCCCAGUGCUCGCCUGCCUCGCCAGCCCCCGACCUCGCCCCUAAAACUACCUCCUGCGAGAAGCUGGCAGCAGUGCCCCCGGCCUCCCUGCUGCAGGGUCAGAGCCAGAUCCGCAUGUGCAAGCCCCCUGGGGACCGACUCCGGCAGACUGAGAACCGAGCCACGCGCUGCAAGGUGGAGCGGCUGCAGCUCCUGCUGCAGCAGAAGAGGCUGCGCAGGAAGGCCCGGCGGGAUGCCCGUGGCCCCUACCACUGGCCACCCACCCGGAAGGCCGGACGCAGUGACAGCAGCAGCAGUGCAGGAGGCGGCAGCACUGGCGAGGCUGCGGGCCUGGGCCUCGACUUUGAGGACUCGGUGUGGAAGCCAGAGGUCAACCCUGACAUCCAGUCGGAGUUCGUGGUGGCCUAGGAUCUGGCACCCUCGCCCUGUGGCCUUGCCCGGGCAUCCCAGACACCCAGAGCCACAGCUCGGCUCUGGAGGGCAGGCGGCCACCUCCCCGCCCACCCCCAGCCUUUCUUUUUCACAGCCUCACCCUGAUCGCACCUCCUGCUUCUCUCCCAUGCCCACCUCUUCCUCCUUCGCCAUCCCCAGCCUCUCUGCUGGGUCCUCCCCUCCCACCUUCCCCAGCUCCAAAUCUGUAGCAGCCUUUCCAGAUGGCUGAGAGAGGGAGACGAGGAAGCCGCCCCCACCCCUUCCGCUCUGCCUUCCUCCCCUCCCACCCUCACCUCCCCCCACCCUAUUCAGGUUUAAGUCAAAAAAGUAGAUGCCUCAUUAUGCACUUUACAGAUGAGGGGAGGGGCUGUGGAGAGGAGAGUCCAUCCCACCCCCACUGCAGACUCUGGCCUCCACCCCGGGCCAGCAGGACCCAGACAGACGGGACCCAGUGUCCCGGGGAGCGAAGCCACAGGGGACUGUCUCUCUUCCACCUCUGCCCUUUUCCUCUUGGUCUUUCUCCAUGUGAAGCUGGUUCAGCAUGGGUCUGGCCAGGGGCUGUGCUGGGUCUGGGCCGGGCCUCAGACUCUUUCCUGGCUGGAGAGCAGACCAGGAAGAGCCCACCCGCCCGCUCCAGUCACUGGCCACAGCUGUGCUGUUCUGCCCCACCCCUUUCCCUGACCUCCCUCCUGAGCUUGGGGACUAUUUAUAGACUAUUAAUUUUCUGACUGAGCCAAUAGUGGUUGGGAGCUUGAAGAACUGGGAGAGAAAUGGUGGUGGGUGGGGGGCACCCCCACACCUUCCUUCCAGCCCAACCUGAGGGAUGUGGGACUGUGGACUGCUGGGGCCUCUCCUGCCCAGCAUGGGGAGGGGGUGCUGAGCUGUGAAUGCCCUGAUGGGGGCAAGUGUAGCAUUAACCCCCCUGGGGUCCGCUGCUGGUCUAACUGGGACCCUCCCCACUCAGCGCCCAGGCCCUGCGGGUCUCUGGCCCUAGGGACUGAGGGAGAAACCCCUUGCUGGGGCCAUUUCAGAGGGGGUGGAUUUUUGUUUUUCCCACACUUUUUAUUUUUUUAAUGACAGGGUGUUUUGGCCCUGCUGCCCCCACCUGUCAGUCUAGUCCUGGCCGCCUGUCCCCCCUUGUUCUGUAGGUGAGACCCCAGGUCCUUGUCCCUUCCUGUGUUCCAAGUUAAUGGUUUCAGAUGUGAACAUCACGUGUUAACUGUAGCUGUAAAUUUUUUUGUGGGGGGUGGGUGGGUAGGGAGGGGUCCCAGAGGGUAGAGGUCAAGGAUUUGGUUUGUUUUUAUUUUUGUUUUUUCCAAAAAAAGAAAAAAGAAAAAAAGAGGAGAAGGGAGGGGUACAUUUUGUUUUUUGAAGAACUGUCUUGGAUACCUAUUUAAAUGUGUGUUCUGUUUUGUUUUUUAACAAUUUUUAAAUAACGUCUGUGCCUCUGCGGGUCUGAGGGUGAAGGCCCCAGGCAGGAAAUGGCCCAUACCCUGUGCCCUCCCAGGGCCCCCCAAGCAAGCAUUACCUGCCCUGGAGAUGGGGCUGUGGGGGUGCCGCCCCACGUGAGUCUCCUGUAUGAAACAAAUUGAAAAGACCUGCACAAGCACCGGGACUUCAAGUAAUAAACAGAA